Molecule: messenger RNA, 5448 nt
Organism: Amyelois transitella
Lineage: Eukaryota; Metazoa; Arthropoda; Insecta; Lepidoptera; Pyralidae
Gene: unk
Product: putative E3 ubiquitin-protein ligase UNKL
Exons: 6
Coding region: 286-2322 (678 amino acids)
Molecular function (GO): metal ion binding
Source: RefSeq, a predicted model, not a curated record
CAUCUACAUGACAGGUCUGUCAAUGGAAGCAAUACCAUUUUUUUGUGUUUUUCUAUCCAUCUUGAAACUUGACUUGAUUGGGACGAUUAUUUUUAAGUUCAAGGCCAUUUUAAUCUAAAAUGUGGUGCGCUUUUACAAGAAAUUUAUCUUCUUUCAGAAUCUAUUUACAUUUUUUACCUUUCUAAAAUAUUUAGUGUCACGUGAUCCGAUCUUAUAUUGAAUUUUAAUUGGUCGUCGGUGAGCGUGCCCUGCGCGACGCAAGAGGCGCAAUAAUAGUUUUCCAAAAUGCCGUCGGAAUCUAAACCUUUGUUGGCAGCUCAAACAGAAAAACCAAAUCAUUACAAAUAUCUAAAGGAAUUUCGUGUGGAGCAGUGUCCAUCGUUCUUACAACACAAAUGUACUCAACAUAGGCCUUUCACAUGUUUUCAUUGGCAUUUUAAUAACCAGAGAAGACGGAGGCCUGUUAGAAAAAGAGAUGGAUCAUUCAAUUAUAGUGCUGAUAACUACUGUACCAAAUAUAAUGAAACUUCGGGUAUCUGCGAGGAUGGUGACGACUGCCCGUACUUACAUCGAACGGCCGGUGACACGGAGCGUCGAUAUCACCUGCGCUACUACAAGACAUGCAUGUGCGUCCACGAUACGGACGCCCGCGGGCUCUGCACCAAGAACGGGGCGCACUGUGCGUUCGCGCACGGAGCGCCGGACUUGCGGCCGCCCGUGCUGGACGUGCGCGAGUUACAAGCGCUGGAGAACCCGGACGGCGCGGACGGGGACUCCGCUGCCCCGAACGCGCUGGAUAAGGAGAGGAAUUUGAUGAAUGAGGACCCUAAGUGGCAAGAUACAACCUAUGUAUUAUCAUCAUAUAAGACGGAGCCGUGUAAACGACCACCUAGGUUAUGUAGACAAGGGUAUGCCUGCCCGCAAUAUCACAAUAGUAAAGAUAAACGUAGGUCACCAAGAAAAUAUAAAUAUCGUAGUACGCCCUGCCCUAAUGUGAAGCACGGCGAGGAGUGGGGGGAGCCUAGUAAUUGCGAAGCGGGGGACGCGUGUGGGUACUGUCACACCCGCACCGAGCAGCAGUUCCACCCGGAGAUAUACAAGUCUACCAAAUGUAAUGACGUUCAACAGGCCGGGUACUGCCCUAGAGGGCUAUUCUGCGCAUUUGCACAUGUAGAACCUGAAGAUUUGUCAGCGGCACGCGAACUCGCCGCACCUUUAGAAUGCGGAACAAAUUUAGCGGAAUUAUUAUCAUCGGCCCUCCCCCCCGACAAGAAGAGUAACGAUAACAGCGUCAGUAUGCUCGGCAACGCGCUCAACCUCGACCGCGUGCGCCCGCUCUCGCCCAACCUGCUGCAGACCAAUGGCAGCGGCGAGGGCUCCGAGUGCGCCUCCACCUCCAGCGGGGGCUCCAGCGGCGGCCGCGCCCCGGGCUCGCAGCCGCGCGCGCUGCUGCCGCUCGCCGCCUUCGGGGAAUCGGAGGAGCGGAAAGUUCAACAGCCGCAACAGUCCGUCUGGUCGCAACGCACGUCCACCUUCGACGCGACCGUGCUGCAGGAGGUCGUCGGGAACGCCCUGGAAGACCUGCACCUAGAGGACCCCUUGAAUCUCGUGGCGUCGCUCGACCGCGACCUGUCGGACGGCGAGGGGCUGCUCGGCGGCUCCGCGCCCGUGAAGAUCCCGCAGGCGCGGCCCGCCAUGCGCGGCUUCAGCCCCCCGCGCGGCGGCUCCCCGCUGGCGCCGUUCCUGCGGUACGCGCAGAACGACUCGGAGCGGCUGUUCGGGUCGCAGAUGAAGGCGGGCAGCUUCGGCGCCGCGCCCGCCGGGCCCUUCGAGGGCUUCGGCGCCGCGUCGCCCUCCAACCCCGAGCUGUCGCGCCUGCGCGAGGAGCUGGUGCUGACGCGCGCCGCGGCCGCGCGCUGGGACGAGCGCAUCGCGCAGGCGCGCUCGGCGUGCUCGGCGUGGCAGCGCGAGUCGGACGAGGCGCAGCGCAAGGCGGCGCUGGCGGAGCGGCAGCGGGACGACGCGCUGGCGCACGCGGCGGCGCUGCGGCGCGAGCUGGACGCGGCGCGCGCGGCCGGCCGCCGCGAGCUGCGCGGGCUGCCGCUCACGGCGCUCAAGUCGCUGCAGGCGCAGACGCGCGCCGACCUGGAGGAGAUCGAGAAGGUGCUGUACCUGGAGACGGCCACCAAGUGCAUGGUGUGCGAGGAGCGGCCGCGCAGCGUCACGCUGGCGCCCUGCAACCACUACGUGCUGUGCGAGGGCUGCUCGGCCACCACGGACGAGUGCCCGUACUGCCAGACGCCGGUGCAGCACCACCAGUAGGGGCCGGCGGGAGUUGGUGUUGUCGCGUGUCGUGCUUCGUGAUGUGAUUAGUCUCGGGUUGUCGUGUCGUGUGCCGCGCGGGCGGGCGACUUGUCGCGUCGCAUCGUGUCGCCGAGCGCCGCGACAGGUCGCGCGCUCGCCGCGUUCGUGUGGUAGUUGCUCUCUACUGAAGUAGUCUGUUGAAAGUCACGCUGUGUUUCGGGCUAUCGAUCCAAAACAAAUUACAUAUGUUUCCUUGAUAUUUUUAUAUAGGGGUAAAAUGGGGUCUAACGGGGUAUAUAACUCGAUAAUAAUUAUAGGAUAUUUAAUUUUAGUAAAAGAGCAAGACUUAUUCUGGUAAAAUUAUUGGAUGACAUUAAAAAGCAUGAUAUAGGAUUUUUCGAAUUAACUGCCACUGUCAUUCAUAGUCUAAGAUAGAAAUUAGUCACAGAUUUCCAAUGUUAACAAAUUGAACGAGAACUUUUGCAAAUUUUAUUACGGAUGUAUAAUCACAAUGCCUCUAUCCUAACGAACUAAUGACUUCAUACUAUUAGACUCUUAUCAUAGAAACUUUUGUAUACAAUCGCUAUAUUAACUUGAAAAAUGAAUGACUUUCGUCACUAUAGCUUCUAGUGUUCAAUAUGAUCUAAUUUAGAAAUCCUAACACCAACGCAGCAAUAUUGUUUGUGGACACAAAAUAUACUUUAUAAAUAUACACAUUAUAUCUAUCGGAUAUUUUCAUAUUAAAUCGAAAUAUAUUUAGUGCAUGGUUACACACUGUAGAAGUUUAUAAUAUAUAAGAAUACUAUGCUUUUGAUGUUAAUUGGUUUGUUUGGAUUAGUAUGUGCUAUAUUUGGCGCCAUUUAUCGUGUGAAUUUUGCAAUGUGACUCAGAUUUCACAGAAACGUGUUCAUAAACGUGUGAUGAUGACAGCAAUAUACAAAAGACAAGGAGAGAAAACAUGGUCAAUGAACACGAUUGGCGCGUUAAAUGGCUGUCGCUAUAGUGAAUUGUUGCUUUCUUAAUAUAUGGUUGAACUAUAGCUAUUUAUACCAGUAUGAAGUCUUUAACGUGUGUCAUGCUUUCAACAAUCGUUGCUAUAUCGACUUUGAUGUUAUCAUCACGUUUAUUUAAGCGAUUAUGAAAGCAUGGCGACGAGUAUCAAUUUAUAUAAUGUAGUGUACUAGUUUUGUGUGGAUAUUCACGCUGCAAGAUCAGUUUAUAGGAGUAUGAUCACAACUGAAUCAGAUAUUGUUGUUGUUACGUUUUUUACAUUUUUUAAUGAAGCUAUGUAUGUACUGUAAUGUUAGGGACAAGUGACUGCAUUCUUCCCUCAGUUGUUUUCUAUGCACAAUUUCUGUUUGUUCCGAGUCGGUUACACUGUAAGGACCAAUAUUAAUAUAUCGAAUAUGGUAAGUAUCGGAGAACGCUGGUGUUUUCUUACUCUUCACCCGUUUUGGGCAAUUUCUAUUCGCAUUUUGAAGUCUUGUAUUUUUCGAAUUAUUUUGUCUUGUCUAUGGUCCGUAGUUCCCCAAUCAACAUCACGCCCAGAAUGAACACGCGUGUGAGUGAGACUGCUUUAGUUCCAAAUUUGAAUUUUAUUAUUUUGCGUGGGAGUGAUGUUUCAGAAAAUGACCAUACGACCUUGAGACCACAUUAUUUGAGCCCGUUUUGAAAUACUCGAGGUUCUGUUUUUAUUGAUGCAAAUGAAGGUACUGGUCGAGUUUUUAGAGCAUUUUUAAGUUGACAUUCCCGAUUAGCGAUGUUUUAUUUUCUUUCUUUGGUGUGGGUAUACGUUAUACAAAUUGCAUUUAGUUUUAAUUUAACAAAUUGGUGAGAUAUUGCAAAGAUGGAACGGGCAACACUGUUGGACAUUUUGAAUUGACGAUUUUUCAUGUAUAAGAUGGAAUGAUAUGAAAUUACUACGAUAAGAAUUUACGACUAGGAAGAUAGAAUAGGCUCGUAGGUGAGAGAAAUGUGUGGGGUGAGUUUGAAUUUUCAAGACAAAAUAAAAUUACAUAAAAUAUGUAUUCCUGCUACAAAUUUAUGUAUUUUUUGAUGAAAAUAAUUUCUCUUUUGUAGUCACAAAUAAACAUACUUAAUACAUAUUAAAAUAUUUGUGAAAAGAUAAAACAACUGAACAACUCGUUUGAUUGAAGAUUUUGAAAGAAGAGAUUGAAGGAGAAGCAUUGAAACUUCUUCUUUUUUUUAACUCCACACAAAUUUCUCGACCCGGGGGUCAAACCUGGCUCCGACUUGUUUGUUUUAAUACAAGUUUUGUAUUCCCUUUACGAGUACCAUCUUUUGGGUCAAUAUCUUUAUUGACUAUCAUUUAUUAUCAAUAAAGCUAUUUAGGCAUUUGGAAUUAUGUAAGAUGAACAUUUAUACUAUACGAACGCAUUUUAUAUAAAUUUUAUUUCAAUUUUACUACGUAUUUUUAAAUAUAAUACCUAUUUAUAUAUUUUGAAAAUCUUGAAAAGUUUUUUGUAUCGGUAUAUAAUUAUAUAAAAUUAAUAACAAAUUUAACUAAGAUAUGAUAUAAAUUAGUGGUAAGUAGUGUUUUCAAAUUGUAAUGGACAUAAUUUUUAAGCGUGUAGUAUCGUGAAGCAAUAUGACCACAGCCGCCUUUUACUCAAUAUACAGAUUGGUAUUAUAGGGGCAGCCGUCCAUUGCGCACAUGUUUUAAAUUGAUAAAUCAUACAUUAUACAUUGCAAAAUACUAAGGUAAAAAAUAAACCCGGAGAUAUGAUUAUUAUGAUAAAAAAUGCUCUAGAAUUACAUUUUCAUGAAAAUAAUUCAAAUAUCAUCAUAACGCUUUUAAUGGCAGAAUUAUUAGUGAAAAUAUAACUGAAAAAAUUGUACUGUAAAAUUAAAAUACGUGUGCAGUGGACGACUGCCUAUAUCGUAUGUCUACACGGCACAUUUUGUGUUGGUAGGUUUGCACUACUUGAAAUGUAAUGGAUUAACGAAAGUUUAUACUUGUGCAUAACAGUUAACAACAAGCGUAAUUUAUGAUCUCGAAAGCCAAGAAAGAAAGCUGCAUAAGGAAAUUAAAGCUAUUUGCGUGUCGUUGUUUUCUGUAUUGGUCUGAACCAACGUCAAAUAUGUAGUUGUAAGGCGUAGUGUUUAAAUGCUUUCCUAAAAUAA